CAUUGUGAGAAAACACAAAACGUAUCGAAACACCUGUAACUGUCGCGUCAGACUGACCAUUUGUAUUAUAAAAUUAGUGGUUCUCGGAGCGCACAAUAUUUCUAAAAUUUCAAAGAUAUUUCUGGAAUAUCACCAAUAUUGUAUUAACCGAGUAUUGUUUAUGACAUCGAAGCGUCGUAGUUGCGGUAAUUGUGUAACGUACAUUCGAGGGAAAAAUGGACUUCGCGAUGGGGUGGAAUCGUUUCAACUUAACGUUGCUUGGCGUGUGGCCGGAGCCGAAGAAGAUCUCGAAUCUGUCGCGUCGAACAUCCACACUUAUAUUUUGGUCAACGUGUUUUAUAACAUUUACAUUCAUCUGCGCGCCUCAGACAGCGAAUUUAAUACUGAAAUCGACGAGCUUGGACGAGGUGAUCGAGAACUUGUCGAUUAACGUACCGAUCGUUUUCGCUUUGAUUAAACAAAUCGUUCUGCGGUACCAUAAAAAAGCUCUCACACUGUUACUUAGUCAAAUAUUUGAUGAUUGGACCGAACGUCCAAUUACGGACCAAGAGCGUGAAAUGAUGCUGAAGAACGCCAGAAUAAGUCGAAUAAUAUCAAUUGUCUGCUCCACGCUGACAUACAUGAUGCUCUUCGCAUUUAUAUCGUUGCAAAUUUGGAGUAACAUGCAAAACGUAUCAGAAGCUGACUUAGGAGGGCUGCUACAUCCAGCAACGUUUCCCUAUGAUACCAAGAAGAGUCCAAACUUCGAGAUAACCUGGCUAGGACAAUUUAUGGGCACAGUGUUAACUGCGAUCUGCUACUCUUGUUUCGAUACGUUUCUUGCAGUUCUUGUGUUGCAUUUAUGCGGCCAGUUAACCGUACUCAAAAUGGCUCUGGAGAAUUUGAUUAACUUAAACAACCAGACCAACUUUAUCAAGUUUCGAAAACGACUUGGCUUUAUUGUGGAUAGACACAAUCAAUUGUUCAGGUUCGCAGUGAUCGUGGAAGACUGUUUCAACCUCACGCUACUUUUUCAAACGAUAAUCUGUACGGCGAUGUUUUGUCUGACUGGAUAUCGCAUGAUAACUUCUGUAGACCAGGAGGAAGAGGACGUACCGAUAGUUGGAUUAAUUUUUUUUAUUAUUCACGUGAUCUACACUAUGUUGCAUCUAUUUAUUUAUUGUUAUGUCGGCGAAACGCUUCUGGGUCAAAGCACUGGAAUUGGUCAGUCUGCAUAUGAAUGUGAUUGGUAUGCUUUGCCACCGAAUGAAGCAGUUUUAUUAACUAUUAUUAUACGUCGUGCCAGUGUUGCCUUUAGAAUAACUGCUGGAAAAUUUAGUCCUUUCUCCCUGGAGUUCUUUAAUGCUAUUUUAAAAACAUCAGCUGGAUAUUUGUCUGUGUUACUAGCUAUGAAGGAUUGAAUAGUCGAUGAGUAA
Hylaeus volcanicus is the source of this 1415-nucleotide messenger RNA. RefSeq names its product odorant receptor 4-like. The record is from RefSeq and is a predicted model, not a curated record. Gene Ontology annotation, cellular component: plasma membrane. Gene Ontology annotation, molecular function: odorant binding; olfactory receptor activity. NCBI's taxonomy places the organism in Eukaryota, Metazoa, Arthropoda, Insecta, Hymenoptera, Colletidae. Gene Ontology annotation, biological process: detection of chemical stimulus involved in sensory perception of smell; sensory perception of smell. The transcript has 6 exons.